CAGGCGCCGCCCGGCCGGUCCCAUUGGUGGAUGUGAACCUGAGCUGUGGUGCGUCUCCGGCUCUUCUUGAGCCUCUCAGAUCCUGUUUAAUGUGGCGUCUUCAGUUGCUCACUGUUCCCAGAUGUUUUGGAGCUGGGAAGGACGUGGAUGAGGACUUUUUGUGCAGCCUCCCAACCCCCGCGGGAUGGCCUAGUCCUUUCACAGCACCCGGCAAGAGUACCGAUCUCAGAACCACUGUGAUCUGGUUCUCGGAUGCUACCGAAGAAAGCGAGAGGAGAGCGGUCCAAACCUUGCUGCUGAUCCUGUGCCGACCCUGAAGACGAACCCAUGUUACAAUCAAAACCAUUCGCUUUCGAACGGCAAGUUUCACCUUCUGUAAUGUUCCGUGCCAGACGCCUGUGCAAACUGUAGAGCCCGAGCUAUGGCGACCGAGCAUCCCCCGGCAGAGGGAGCCCAGUCGGCCCUCUCCUCUGCCACCCAACGGGAGGAAAAGCCGCAGAAACCCAACUAUGCUGUCAAACUUACUCUUACGGGGCACUCGGCGGCCAUAUCAUCAGUUAAAUUUAGUCCUAACGGAGAAUGGCUAGCAAGUUCUGCUGCUGAUACACUAAUUAUAAUUUGGGGGGCAUAUGAUGGGAAAUGUAAGAAAACACUCUAUGGUCAUAAUCUGGAAAUAUCAGAUGUUGCCUGGUCUUCAGAUUCUAGUCGUCUCGUUUCAGCCUCAGACGAUAAGACUCUAAAGUUAUGGGAUGUGAGAUCUGGAAAGUGUUUGAAAACACUGAAGGGACACAGGGAUUUCGUCUUUUGCUGUAAUUUUAACCCACCAUCCAACCUCAUUGUUUCAGGAUCUUUUGAUGAGAGUGUGAAAAUAUGGGAGGUGAAAACAGGAAAGUGCCUCAAGACAUUGUCUGCCCAUUCAGACCCCAUUUCUGCUGUACAUUUUAAUUGUAAUGGGUCCUUGAUAGUGUCAGGGAGCUAUGAUGGUCUUUGUAGAAUCUGGGAUGCUGCAUCAGGCCAGUGUUUAAAAACACUUGCUGAUGAUGGUAACCCUCCCGUGUCUUUUGUAAAAUUUUCUCCAAAUGGUAAAUAUAUUCUCACUGCAACUUUGGACAGUACUCUUAAACUGUGGGAUUACAGCAGAGGCAGAUGCCUGAAGACGUACACUGGCCAUAAGAAUGAGAAAUACUGCAUAUUUGCCAGUUUCUCUGUUACUGGUGGAAAGUGGGUUGUGUCUGGCUCAGAGGACAACAUGGUUUACAUCUGGAACCUUCAGACUAAAGAGAUUGUACAGAAGUUACAAGGUCACACAGAUGUUGUGAUCUCAGCAACUUGUCACCCUACAGAAAACAUGAUUGCAUCAGCAGCAUUAGAAAAUGACAAAACAAUUAAACUAUGGACGAGUGACUGCUAAAGUCUCUGGCAAUCACUGGCUAGAGCUAAGUUAGAAGCAAAAUAGGAUGAUUUUUCUGCAGUUUGGCAUGGUUUUGUAGUUCAUUUCAAAUUGUCUUUGUUUGUGUGUUUGAGACAUUUUAAUUUUCAAAAUGAGACCACUGUAAAAGCAAGUCUAGGUUCUGCCUGUUGACAAUCUCUUAUGUUUGUUCCCAGACAGCAUCUCAUUCUUUUUCUUUCAACAGCUCUCCCAUAGGGGAGGGUAUUUGGAAUAUUUAGGAGGUUGACAGAAGAGGGUGACUGUGGGAAUGGAGGACUUGGAGUUUCUGGUUUGAGAAGUCAUUAAGGACAGUGGCAUGAGUUUGGAGGGGGUGGUUAUGAGAGGAUUGGAGAUGUUUUACCUGUCACCUGCCUACUUUUGGAGAUGGGGCACCAUCUAUUCACAUGAUGGGACAUCAGAUUGCCAAAUUAAUCUGUCAAGUUGGGGAUAAGUGACGGUCAGUCAUUCUACAAACUGUACCACUUCUGCAUGUGUUGUGGAGGUCAGAGGACAACUCCCAGGAGCUGGGUCUCUCCCACUGUGGGCUUCAGGUAGUGAACUUAGGCCAGGCUUUCUCAACAGGACCUUUUAUUCAUUGAGCCAACUUGCAGAGCCAGAAUCUUAAGUGUUUUUGAGAAAGGGUCUUGCUAUGUAGCCCCAUAGGCUUGUAAACCAGGCUGGACUCAAACUCACAGAGAUUCACCUGUCUCUGCUUCCUCAGAAUCUUAAACUUUUAGCUGAAAAAUCUCCUAAGUACUUUGUAAGAUUAUGCCAUUUUGUCACGUUCCAGGAAAAUUCCAUGUCAGAUUGUGACCGCUCUCCACUAUUGGACCUCCUAACUCCUGCCCAACAUCAUUCAUUCAGCAAUCACCUUAUGAAAACUAUGGUUGCCUGCCUGACCCCUCAGAGGGCAGCUGAUGUAGGUUCUCAAACUUUACAGUUACCAACUUGCAGUUGUGAUGGCUUCAGGGGCUAUGUUUUCAGUAGACAAUGAACACUAAGACCCGGGUUGUCUUGGCUUUAAUCUAGAGGACCUGAUAUUUACCGGACAAUGAAUGAUGCCAUAAUUUCAUUCCUUCCUUGAGGUCAAUACAUUUUAGUAAUAAAUUUUCCAAACUAUAAUAUCGAUUAAGAAAUAUUUUUGCAGUAGCCCCACAUACUAACUGAAAGGCAGCUAUGCUAAUCCCUAUACCACCAACUCCUCAGACGUAUCCACCCACUGUAUCCACAUGGGACUUAUAUAAAAGAUAUAGAAAAACAUGCAGAUGAAAACCCCUCAUGAGAUUAAGAACUUUAACUGAAAGCAACAUGGGCAGGAUUUUAUCUUCCUGACAAGUUCUGAAAAAUGUAUUAGAAUUACUUGUAGGGCAUGACUGCCAAGAUGCUAGUGUGUUUGAUUACACUGGAAGAUGCAAGAUCAGUUAGAGGCAUAGGUGAAAUUCCGACCGAGAAAUUUAAAUUUGGGUGGGUGUGAUGGCUCAGUGGGUGAAGGUGCUUGCUGCUAAGCCUGAUGAUCCAGCAUCCAUCCCUGGGACCUGCAUAGGAGAAAACACAUUCCUACAGUUGUUCUUGGACUUCAAAAUUCAUUCUAUGGCAGAGCUAUCCCCACCCCCCAAGACAAGAUAAAAAUAAUGUGAAAACAUUAAAGAGCUUAAAUUAAACCCAUAAAGAAAUAGUCAUGGUAUUUUACUGAACAGAGAAUGACACACAAUAAAAAAAUGAUUGUACAAA
Molecule: messenger RNA, 3160 nt
Organism: Cricetulus griseus (Chinese hamster)
Lineage: Eukaryota; Metazoa; Chordata; Mammalia; Rodentia; Cricetidae
Source: RefSeq, a predicted model, not a curated record